AUGGCGAUGAUGAUGACUGGCCGUGUGCUGCUGGUGUGUGCCCUCUGCGUGCUGUGGUGCGGUGCCGGCGGUGGUUUUGGUGAAGAAGCUCCCACGGUGUCUGUGCCAGAUUUGCCCACUGCCGACACGGUUGCUCAGGGAAUUACCGAGAUGACUGGUGACGCUGGUAAUGGAGGACCCCAAGAUGGUAAAGAAAAACUGCAAGGAGAAACAAAACCAGAAGUGAAUGUAAAUAAUUCAGAAAACCCCGCAGGAACACCUUCCGGAGUAAACGCCGAGGAAGAAGAGGAUGAUAAGGAGGAAACAGAAGAAGAAGAAGAAAUAAGAGAUGAACACAACGUCGAAACAGAACCGCGUAAAGAUCAAGGAGAAGAAGCUGAAGAUGGUCCAGGUGUCCCGAAUGCGAGACCAGUUGCCAGUGCGCAGCAGCAUCUCCAGCCAGCUCCAUCUACGGGGAGCAAGUCUCCUUCCGGCUCUCUGGAAACAACUCUUCAGGCCACGCAAACUGGGUUACAACAAAGUGCCGACACCCCCAAUAACCUACCAACGGGAAACAACAAAAUUAACAAAGAAACCGGAAGAAAGACAGCGUCUGACAAAACUGCAGAAGAAACGUCACCAUCUUCCUUAAGGGAAGGUGUUGUUGACAUCCAAAAAGAUGCAGAGGGCAACAACGAAAAACAUCAAAACAACCCUCACCUGCCUGCGACCGCGGCCACUUUACAAGUCCACCAACAGGACGGUAAAUUGGACACCAUAAAUGAAACAAUAUUAAGUGGCGAAACAAAUAAUGAGAAUAUACAGCAGAAUGACAGCAGCUCUAAAUCAGUUAAGGCCGUGCAGUCUGACGCUGGCACAGAAGGCAACCCUACCGCCAAUGAAUUGAGCCGACCCUCCAUUGAGGACGCCACACCGAUCAGUAAGACCCACGAUUUUAACAAAGACUCUGACAGCACAGAAAAUGUGGCCUCUGAGACAGCAGGCUCGGUAACAGCACCAAAUACAGACUCCAAACCAGGUGGCACAGCGAUGCCUGGCGACAGUGACAGCAGCACCGCGGUCUCCCACACCACCUCCCCUCUUUUGCUUCUUCUUGUUGCGUGUGCGGCUGCUGCAGUGGUGGCCGCGUGA
Molecule: messenger RNA, 1131 nt
Organism: Trypanosoma cruzi
Lineage: Eukaryota; Euglenozoa; Kinetoplastea; Trypanosomatida; Trypanosomatidae
Product: mucin-associated surface protein (MASP), putative
Exons: 1
Coding region: 1-1131 (376 amino acids)
Source: RefSeq, a predicted model, not a curated record